UACUCUUGGGACGAGCCGCUCUUUUCUCGGGGGGAAUCCAGAUCCACAUUAGCGAAGAGACUCGUGUCAGUUCCGACUCUUAAAUGCGACACUCUCCCUCUGCGCUCGAACAUUGGCGGAUUCCCAAUCGCUAGUUACCCCAGCUCGCAGUCCGUUUUCACUCUCCGCUCUAUUCUCCGCCGACCAUGGAUAUGAUGAACAUGACGAGCUCUGCGCCCUCGACGAACGCGACCUCAUCUGCGAUGCCGGACCACAGCAUGCCGGACAUGUCGCUGAUGAUGAAGGCCUACCUGCACUUCACCCCCGGCGACCUCGUCCUCUUCAAAUCCAUCGCCCCGCGCUCGGGGGGCGAGAUAUUCGCGGCCUGCCUCAUCUUCUUCCUCCUCGCCGUCGGCGAGCGUUACCUCCGCGCGCUGCACGCCGAGUUCCGCACCCGCUGUGUCGCACGGACCCGCCGCCUCAUGGCACGAAUGUCCGCAGAGGACGGGAAGCCGCUCACCGCGGACGCAGCCGACACGCACGCGAUUCCGCCCGUGCCGCGCCGUGCACCGCGCACGCCGUUCAUCCUCACGCAGGAGCUCGCGCGCGGGGCGCUCGCGGGUGUGCAGAGCACAUUCCACUACGCGCUAAUGCUCGUUGCCAUGUAUGUUGUCCGCCCGCCCCUUGCGCCGACCGACGCUGACUGCGGCAGGACGUUCAAUGUUGCGUACAUCGCGAGCAUCGUUAUUGGGACGGUCGUCGGGGAGAUGGCAUUUGGGCGCUUGGGCCAUUGAACUCCGGGGUCGAGUAUCGAAUUUGUUUUCACUGGAAUGACGAUCGCUUUGCAUCAAGUCUCCGGAGUCCCCUCCCUGUUCAGACAUCUUGACUGUGGAGACGCAUGACGUAGGAGGCUCAGUGAGCGAGCUGAAUUGGGUCCCAGGCCCCAGGGAGAGUGCAGAAAGCGGGAAUCACGGCGUUGGUGCAGUCACCGUGUCGUCCGAGAGACGCUCCAGCGCUUGUUUAAUUGCGACACGGCGAAAGACACACACUGGAAUAUUCCCACAGGAGAAACACCGCGCGUUCUCAGAGUGGGAAGAACCUCGGCAAGCGAGCCCGGGUCGCUUGGCUGCUGAUUUGCGCUCCUCCUCGUCGUCGUCGUCAUGGGGAGGGUGGCUCGCCAGGCUCGGGCUGCCCUGCUUUCUUGUCACGAGUCGUUCCUGCACCGUACUAAGUAGCCCUUGGUGAGACGUCAUAUCUCGUUCAAG
Mycena citricolor is the source of this 1244-nucleotide messenger RNA. NCBI's taxonomy places the organism in Eukaryota, Fungi, Basidiomycota, Agaricomycetes, Agaricales, Mycenaceae. The record is from the annotation of a GenBank genome assembly.